Molecule: messenger RNA, 10782 nt
Organism: Gorilla gorilla gorilla (western lowland gorilla)
Lineage: Eukaryota; Metazoa; Chordata; Mammalia; Primates; Hominidae
Gene: DOCK1
Product: dedicator of cytokinesis 1
Exons: 52
Coding region: 4100-9697 (1865 amino acids)
Biological process (GO): cell migration; myoblast fusion; small GTPase-mediated signal transduction
Cellular component (GO): cytoplasm; plasma membrane
Molecular function (GO): small GTPase binding; guanyl-nucleotide exchange factor activity
Source: RefSeq, a predicted model, not a curated record
UUUUUUUUUGAGAUGGAGUUUCAUUCUUUUUGCCCCAGGCUGGAGUGCAAUGGCAAGAUCUCUGUUCACUGCAACCUCGGCCUCCCAGGUUCCAGUGCUUCUCGUGCCUCAGCCUCUUGAGUAGCUGGGAUUACAGGUGCCUGCCACCAUGCCCAGAUAUUUUUUUUUUAGUAGAGAUGGGGUUUCACCACGUUGGCCAGACUAGUCUUGAACUCCUGACCUCAGGUGAUCCGCCCAUCUCGGCCUCCCAAAGUGCUCAGAGUUACAGGCAUGAGCCACCGUGCCUGGCCUGUUUCACUGUAUUUCUUAUGGUGUUACUUGUUCUUCAACCUCCUCUAUUUCCUGUAAGCACGAAGUUGGGUCUAAAGUCUUGAAUAUACACUUUUGGGCUGGGUGGCAUUGUGCAUUGUGACUACAUGCCUGGUCAUCCAGUAUGAUGCCCAGAUCUGCCACUGAAUCCAAGAGGCAGUGGGCAUAGGCCUUGCUGCAAGACCGUGCUCCUUCCCUUUCAAAGGGCAAGCAAUCUGUGGUCAGGCCCCUUUUCCUGCAUAAAAUCUCCACAUCCCUGUUCCAUUCUCAUCUCUCCCCACCAACUGAGAAACAUGCCCCAUUGACUCACUGUGCCUUCUGGUACCUCCACCAGGCAAGAUUUUGCUGAAUUUACCUCCUGAAUUUGCAGUGCACAUGGGUGAAAUUUUUUUGAAAUAAAAAAAUUAAAACUGUAAUUUUCAAGAUUUAAAACUGUAAUAUUGAUUGUGUUCUUCAUGGCUCCAAAGCAAGAUUCUGUUGUAUCUUGGAGGAGGGGGGUCACUACUCUGAAAUCCCAGUGAUGGGCAGCACUGAGCAACUGAGAGCCUCAGCAUUCUUGGGCUUGUUCACACCCACAAGCAUGGCACAGAUCCAAGUCCUGCAAGAUGCCUGGGAGGGCAACUGAGACCUGUGGCCCAGCCACAUUGACUCAGGAGGUAAAAAUGUCAACAGGCCACAACCUCCAGGGCUCCUGGAAUUGGAGACGAAGCCAGUUCUGAGCUUAUGCAACCAUAGGACAGUGAGAGAGGGCCAUGGACUCGAUUUAGAGCCACAAGAUGAGAGCACUGCUGGAGCACCGUGGGGAUGCUGGCAAAUCUCAGAGCUUCAAGGACUGUAGCUACAGGUACAUCUCAGCCAAACUUGGGCACAUGUUGCAAUCAAGGGACUGAAGCUACAACCACCUGGCCCGUGGUCCACCUGGAGUUGUUUUGUUUUGUUUGUUUGUUUUUGAGAUGGAGUCUCGCUCUGUCACCCAGGCAGGAGUGCAGCGGUGCGAUCUUGGUUCACUGCAACCUCCGCCUCCUGGGUUCAAACAAUUCUCCUGUCUCAGCCUCCUGAGUAGCUGGGACUACAGGUGUGCGCCACCAAGCCCAGCUAAUUUUUGUAUUUUUAGUACAGACAGGGUUUCUACUAAAACCCUGGCUGGCCAGGCUGACCUCGAGCUCCUGACCUCAAGUGAUCUGCUUGCCUCAGCCUCCCAAAAUGCUGGGAUUACAAGCAUGGGCCACUGUGCCCCGCCCCACCUGGAGUUUUAAAAUUCUGAUUUAUAAAUUUAUUAUAUGACAGUCUAUCAAAAGUAUGCAAAUCCUGCACUACACUUAUGUAUUCAGUGAGUCACCUUUAACUGAGUGCAAGUGGCAACUGUUCUAGAAAAUGGGAACCAUGAGGUUAUCAAAGAACCUGGAGGUAGGGUCAGAUGCGGAAGCACAUCAUUAUGAUGUCUUACACAUGCAGUCAUGUCUCCUCUUAUAAUCCUAAGACUGACCUGUGAGGUUCCUAUUACAACCCCUAGUUUACAUGUAGAAAUAUCAGAACCCCAAGGUUUAGAAACAGAAUGGCCAGAAACAGGAGGAGGAUGGCCACGCAGCUGGGUGUGGCAAGGCCAGGCCUCCCAAGUCUGCGUGACUCUUAAGCUCCUGGCCAUUCAUUACAGCACGCCAUCUCCAGUGCAGAAUCACACCAACAGAACUGAAACUGCACAUUAAAGAGAAGGCAAGUGUCACCAAAAUCUGUUUCUCAGGCUUCUUUGCAGAAUUCCAAAUUCCUAGCACGACCAAUAAGGCCCUUCUUCUACCUCUGCAGCCUCAAUUUAUGUCACUUUCCUGUUGUUCCCUAUGCUUCGGCCAUCCUGGCCUUUCCGUACUCUGAAGGAGUGGUGCUCCCUCCUAAACCAGGGCCUUUGCACGUGCUGUUCCCACUCCAGUUCACCUAGCUGGUUUCUGCUUAUCCUUAAAGUCUGGGUUUAUCUUAUUUCCUCAAGGGAGGCCUUCCUGCUCUGGAGCAGGUCAGGGCACCAUGUCCUUUACCGUAGAGCACCCUACUUCUCCUGGACAGCACCUUCACAGAUGCUUCUCCUUCAAGGGGUCAGAGUCACCAGGCCACCACUACAGCGCCUGAACCCCGGAGGUUUCUGAUUUCCACAGAAAGCUUCAAGUGCAUGCUGUGUGUGAGUGAGCCUGGCCACUUCCUCUGUGGGAUUUCAGUUCCUUAUCAGUAAAACAGAGCCCGUGGCUUUCCAUGAAUGUGGGGUUGACUUACCAGAAUGCUCAGGUCCCACGUUAUCCUCUUGAACGCAGCAGCUUUCCUCUAACCCACGAAAAUGGAAAAGCUCCUCUGCCAUUCCCGAAUACUUAUUUAAUCUGCAUUCUGGGUGGCCCCUAGGGCAGGUGACGGGCAUUCUCUACCGCAGGAUGGUGCCCCACCUGGUCCUCCCCAGGCCCUGUGGCCAUCCUGGCCACCUCCCUGUGGGCUCUCCCAGCCCUGCUGUUCAGCACUGUCCCUACCUCACAGAGGUAGGGACCUCUUUUUCUUACCUUCUUCCUUUUCUUACCUUCGUUCCUCCAAUCCCUGAUGGCCCCUAGACCUACUGUAGUUGUCUCUGUGUCUUUGGAGAGAAGACACCCCAUUAAUGUGCCAUGAAACCAAAUUUACUCCAUUUAAAGGGCUGCCUUCAUUCGGAGGCUUUGUCCGUGUUUUAGUUUUAACCUCUCUUUUCUGAAAUUGCAGUAAAAAUAAAUAGGUGUGUGUUGCUUUAACUUUUCCCUUGGAGAAAUCUGAAGCCUCCACCUUUUACUGUCAUGGGAAACACCAGGGCCUGAGAAGAACUCUCAUCUUGGGCGAGGAUGCCGUUCCUGAGCCCCACGCGUGGCCUGGGCUUUCCUUUCCCUACUUCUCUCUUCCCCCGACUUCAGCAGAUCCUGAGUCCCACAACUAUUCUAGCAUUAGCUUCUGCAAGCCCAGCUGGGCUGAAGUUUCUGCGGCUGCUUCCUCUUGGUCUCUCUGGAAAACUCCACUCAUUCAGCACCCAAGCAAGAGGUCACCUGUCUGGAACGCACUCCCUCGGCAGCGCUGUGCCACCUCUUUCCACCCCAUUUGAGUGGCCGGCACUUACCUGUGCUGUUUGUUACCUGACGUGUCCCUUCUCCCACCUACCAGCCAGUUGGUGCGGCGCUCCCAGCACACUCGGGCAAUGAGUGGGCAAGCGCUCAGGUAACGUUUGUCGAAUGAAUGAAUGAGCCACGUGCUCAGGAGGACCCUUUCCAGGGCCUCUGCUGGUUUGUUCUGCUCCGGGACUCUCCACCAGGGAGAAAUCCGAGCUGGGGACCUCGCACCACCAGGCUCCGGCCUAAGCCCGCGCCUUGCAAGCCGCCCGUUUCCUACCUCCCAUAGAAACCCCCCGUCCGUCCCGCCCCCCUAAGGGCGCACCCCUCUCACGGCGUGAGCGCCAGCCCCGGGAGCUCCAGGAACUCAGGAGAACGCCGCGGGGGUGCCCGGGUGCGGGGCGCGGGGCUGGGCGCACUGGGACAGAGGAAGGGGAGCCCCGGCGACCGCGGGGUCGGGGCCCAGGGUCCGCGCCGAGGGCGGGCGCAGAGCCCGCGGCCGUCCCGCCUCCCGCCGGCGCUCCCGGCCUUUCCCAUCCGGCCCGCGACGCUCCGCCCGCCCCGUCCCACAUGACGCCGCCUCCGCCGCAAACUUUUUCCUCCCCAUCCUGUCGCGGCUCGAAAGGAAUGGAAAAUGGCGGCCUAGACGCGGAGUUUCCUGCCCGACCCGCGGCGGCUCUGGCGGCGCCAUGACGCGCUGGGUGCCCACCAAGCGCGAGGAGAAGUACGGCGUGGCUUUUUAUAACUAUGAUGCCAGAGGAGCGGAUGAACUUUCUUUACAGAUCGGAGACACUGUGCACAUCUUAGAAACAUAUGAAGGGUGGUACCGAGGUUACACGUUACGAAAAAAGUCUAAGAAGGGUAUAUUUCCUGCUUCAUAUAUUCAUCUUAAAGAAGCGAUAGUUGAAGGAAAAGGGCAACAUGAAACAGUCAUCCCGGGUGACCUCCCCCUCAUCCAGGAAGUCACCACGACACUCCGAGAGUGGUCCACCAUCUGGAGGCAGCUCUACGUGCAAGAUAACAGGGAGAUGUUUCGAAGUGUGCGGCACAUGAUCUAUGACCUUAUUGAAUGGCGAUCACAAAUUCUUUCUGGAACUCUGCCUCAGGAUGAACUCAAAGAACUGAAGAAGAAGGUCACAGCCAAAAUUGAUUAUGGAAACAGAAUUCUAGAUUUGGACCUGGUGGUUAGAGAUGAAGACGGGAAUAUUUUGGAUCCAGAAUUAACUAGCACGAUUAGUCUCUUCAGAGCUCAUGAAAUAGCUUCUAAACAAGUGGAGGAAAGGUUACAAGAGGAAAAAUCUCAAAAGCAGAACAUAGAUAUUAACAGACAAGCCAAGUUUGCUGCAACCCCUUCUCUGGCCUUGUUUGUGAACCUCAAAAAUGUGGUUUGUAAAAUAGGAGAAGAUGCUGAAGUCCUCAUGUCUCUAUAUGACCCUGUGGAGUCCAAAUUCAUCAGUGAGAACUACCUGGUUCGCUGGUCCAGUUCAGGAUUACCUAAAGACAUAGACAGAUUACAUAAUUUGCGAGCCGUGUUUACUGACCUCGGAAGCAAAGACCUGAAAAGGGAGAAAAUCAGUUUUGUCUGUCAGAUUGUUCGCGUGGGUCGCAUGGAGCUGAGGGACAACAACACCAGGAAACUGACCUCGGGGUUGCGGCGACCUUUUGGAGUGGCUGUGAUGGAUGUAACAGAUACAAUAAAUGGAAAAGUAGACGAUGAAGAUAAGCAGCAUUUCAUUCCCUUUCAGCCGGUGGCAGGGGAGAAUGACUUCCUUCAGACUGUUAUAAACAAAGUCAUCGCUGCCAAAGAAGUCAACCACAAGGGGCAGGGUUUGUGGGUAACAUUGAAAUUACUUCCUGGAGAUAUCCAUCAGAUCCGAAAAGAGUUUCCGCAUUUAGUGGACAGGACCACAGCUGUGGCUCGAAAAACAGGGUUUCCGGAGAUAAUCAUGCCUGGUGAUGUUCGAAAUGAUAUCUAUGUAACAUUAGUUCAAGGAGAUUUUGAUAAAGGAAGCAAAACAACAGCGAAGAAUGUGGAGGUCACGGUGUCUGUGUACGAUGAGGAUGGGAAACGAUUAGAGCAUGUGAUUUUCCCGGGUGCUGGUGAUGAAGCGAUUUCAGAGUACAAAUCUGUGAUUUACUACCAAGUAAAGCAGCCACGCUGGUUUGAGACUGUUAAGGUGGCCAUUCCCAUCGAGGACGUUAACCGCAGUCACCUUCGGUUUACCUUCCGCCACAGGUCAUCACAGGACUCUAAGGAUAAAUCUGAGAAAAUAUUUGCACUAGCAUUUGUCAAGCUGAUGAGAUACGAUGGUACCACCCUGCGAGAUGGAGAGCACGAUCUUAUCGUCUAUAAGGCCGAAGCGAAGAAGCUGGAAGACGCAGCCACGUACUUGAGUCUGCCCUCCACGAAGGCAGAGUUGGAAGAAAAGGGCCACUCGGCCACCGGCAAGAGCAUGCAGAGCCUUGGGAGCUGCACCAUUAGCAAGGACUCCUUCCAGAUCUCCACGCUUGUGUGCUCCACCAAACUGACUCAGAACGUGGACCUUCUGGGGCUCUUGAAGUGGCGCUCCAACACCAGCCUGCUGCAGCAGAACUUGAGGCAGCUGAUGAAAGUCGAUGGUGGUGAAGUAGUGAAGUUUCUUCAGGACACGUUGGAUGCCCUCUUCAACAUCAUGAUGGAGAACUCAGAGAGUGAGACUUUUGACACGUUAGUCUUUGAUGCUCUGGUAUUUAUCAUUGGACUGAUUGCUGAUAGAAAAUUUCAGCAUUUUAAUCCUGUUUUGGAAACUUACAUUAAGAAACACUUUAGUGCAACGUUAGCCUACACGAAGUUGACAAAAGUGUUGAAGAACUACGUGGACGGUGCUGAGAAGCCGGGAGUAAAUGAGCAGCUGUACAAAGCCAUGAAAGCGCUAGAAUCCAUCUUCAAGUUCAUCGUGCGCUCCAGGAUCCUGUUCAAUCAACUGUAUGAAAACAAGGGAGAGGCUGACUUCGUGGAAUCUUUGCUGCAGCUCUUCAGGUCCAUCAAUGACAUGAUGAGCAGCAUGUCAGACCAGACCGUCCGGGUGAAGGGGGCAGCACUGAAAUACUUACCAACGAUCGUCAACGAUGUGAAAUUGGUGUUUGAUCCCAAAGAGCUCAGCAAAAUGUUUACUGAAUUCAUCCUCAAUGUUCCCAUGGGCUUGCUGACCAUCCAGAAACUCUACUGCUUGAUCGAAAUCGUCCACAGUGACCUCUUCACACAACAUGACUGCAGAGAGAUCCUGCUUCCCAUGAUGACCGAUCAGCUCAAGUACCAUCUGGAGAGACAGGAGGACCUGGAGGCCUGCUGUCAGCUGCUCAGCCACAUCCUGGAGGUGCUGUACAGGAAGGACGUGGGGCCAACCCAGAGGCACGUCCAGAUUAUCAUGGAGAAACUUCUCCGGACCGUGAACCGAACCGUCAUUUCCAUGGGACGAGAUUCCGAACUCAUUGGAAACUUCGUGGCUUGCAUGACCGCUAUUUUACGACAAAUGGAAGAUUACCAUUAUGCCCACUUGAUCAAGACUUUUGGGAAAAUGAGGACUGAUGUGGUAGAUUUCCUAAUGGAAACCUUCAUCAUGUUUAAGAACCUCAUUGGAAAGAACGUUUACCCCUUCGACUGGGUGAUCAUGAACAUGGUGCAAAAUAAAGUCUUCCUGCGAGCAAUUAAUCAGUAUGCAGAUAUGCUGAACAAAAAAUUUCUGGAUCAAGCCAACUUUGAGCUACAGCUGUGGAACAACUACUUUCACCUGGCUGUUGCUUUCCUUACUCAAGAGUCCCUGCAACUGGAGAAUUUUUCAAGUGCCAAGAGAGCCAAAAUCCUUAACAAGUACGGAGAUAUGAGGAGACAGAUUGGCUUUGAAAUCAGAGACAUGUGGUACAACCUUGGUCAACACAAGAUAAAGUUCAUUCCAGAAAUGGUGGGCCCAAUAUUAGAAAUGACAUUAAUUCCCGAGACGGAGCUGCGCAAAGCCACCAUCCCCAUCUUCUUUGAUAUGAUGCAGUGUGAAUUCCAUUCGACCCGAAGCUUCCAAAUGUUUGAAAAUGAGAUCAUCACCAAGCUGGAUCAUGAAGUCGAAGGAGGCAGAGGAGACGAACAGUACAAAGUGUUAUUUGAUAAAAUCCUUCUGGAGCACUGCAGGAAGCACAAAUACCUUGCCAAAACAGGAGAAACUUUUGUAAAACUCGUUGUGCGCUUAAUGGAAAGGCUUUUGGAUUAUAGAACCAUCAUGCACGACGAGAACAAAGAAAACCGCAUGAGCUGCACCGUCAAUGUGCUGAAUUUCUACAAAGAAAUUGAAAGAGAAGAAAUGUAUAUAAGGUAUUUGUACAAGCUCUGUGACCUGCACAAGGAGUGUGAUAACUACACCGAAGCGGCUUACACCUUGCUUCUCCAUGCAAAGCUUCUUAAGUGGUCGGAGGAUGUGUGUGUGGCCCACCUCACCCAGCGGGACGGGUACCAGGCCACCACGCAGGGACAGCUGAAGGAGCAGCUCUACCAGGAAAUCAUCCACUACUUCGACAAAGGCAAGAUGUGGGAGGAGGCCAUUGCCUUGGGCAAGGAGCUAGCCGAGCAGUAUGAGAACGAAAUGUUUGAUUAUGAGCAACUCAGCGAAUUGCUGAAAAAACAGGCUCAGUUUUAUGAAAACAUCGUCAAAGUGAUCAGGCCCAAGCCUGACUAUUUUGCUGUUGGCUACUACGGACAAGGGUUCCCCACAUUCCUGCGGGGAAAAGUUUUCAUUUACCGAGGGAAAGAGUAUGAGCGCCGGGAGGAUUUUGAGGCUCGGCUCUUAACUCAGUUUCCAAACGCUGAGAAAAUGAAGACAACAUCUCCACCAGGCGACGAUAUUAAAAACUCUCCUGGCCAGUAUAUUCAGUGCUUCACAGUGAAGCCCAAACUCGAUCUGCCUCCGAAGUUUCACAGGCCAGUGUCAGAGCAGAUUGUAAGUUUUUACAGGGUGAACGAGGUCCAGCGAUUUGAAUAUUCUCGGCCAAUCCGGAAGGGAGAGAAAAACCCAGACAAUGAAUUUGCGAAUAUGUGGAUCGAGAGAACCAUAUACACAACUGCAUAUAAAUUACCUGGAAUUUUAAGGUGGUUUGAGGUCAAGUCUGUUUUCAUGGUGGAAAUCAGCCCCCUGGAGAAUGCCAUCGAGACCAUGCAGCUGACGAACGACAAGAUCAACAGCAUGGUGCAGCAGCACCUGGAUGACCCCAGCCUGCCCAUCAACCCGCUCUCCAUGCUCCUGAACGGCAUCGUGGACCCAGCUGUCAUGGGGGGCUUCACAAACUACGAAAAGGCCUUCUUUACAGACCGGUACCUGCAGGAGCACCCUGAGGCCCAUGAAAAGAUCGAGAAGCUCAAGGACCUGAUUGCUUGGCAGAUUCCUUUUCUGGCCGAAGGGAUCAGAAUCCAUGGAGACAAAGUCACGGAGGCACUGAGGCCGUUCCACGAGAGGAUGGAGGCCUGUUUCAAACAGCUGAAGGAAAAGGUGGAGAAAGAGUACGGCGUCCGAAUCAUGCCCUCAAGUCUGGACGAUAGAAGAGGCAGCCGCCCCCGGUCCAUGGUGCGGUCCUUCACGAUGCCUUCCUCAUCCCGCCCUCUGUCUGUGGCCUCUGUCUCUUCCCUCUCAUCGGACAGCACCCCUUCCAGGCCAGGCUCCGAUGGGUUUGCCCUGGAGCCUCUCCUGCCAAAGAAAAUGCACUCCAGGUCCCAGGACAAGCUGGACAAGGAUGACCUGGAGAAGGAGAAGAAGGACAAGAAGAAGGAAAAAAGGAACAGUAAACAUCAAGAGAUAUUUGAGAAAGAAUUUAAACCCACCGACAUUUCCCUGCAGCAGUCUGAGGCUGUGAUCCUUUCGGAAACGAUAAGUCCCCUGCGGCCCCAGAGACCGAAGAGCCAGGUGAUGAACGUCAUUGGAAGCGAAAGGCGCUUCUCGGUGUCCCCCUCGUCACCGUCCUCCCAGCAAACGCCCCCUCCGGUUACACCAAGGGCCAAGCUCAGCUUCAGCAUGCAGUCGAGCUUGGAGCUGAACGGCAUGACGGGGGCGGACGUGGCCGAUGUCCCACCCCCUCUGCCUCUCAAAGGCAGCGUGGCAGAUUACGGGAAUUUGAUGGAAAACCAGGACUUGCUGGGCUCGCCAACACCUCCACCUCCCCCUCCACACCAGAGGCAUCUGCCACCUCCACUGCCCAGCAAAACUCCGCCUCCUCCCCCUCCAAAGACAACUCGCAAGCAGACAUCGGUGGACUCCGGGAUCGUGCAGUGACGUCGCAAGGCUGUCUGGAAAGAGUGUGCUGCCCCUCCCCAUCUCCAUGCCCUCUCCUUCUGUGUCCCCUGAGUCUGCUGUUUACCUCAUUGGGCCUGUGAUGUUAACAUUUCGUGCGAUUGCUUUUCCUUCAAAGGAGUUCAGUUCUCAUCAUGGAGUGAGUGGCCUUUAGCGUCAUGGAGCAAGGUGGGUCUGGGAGGUAGAUAUGGGUCCGGGAUGUGCCAUCGUAGUUAUCAGAGUUGGGGGCCUCUGAGUGUGUCUGGCUCUGCGAGAGUCCGAGUCUUGCCCAAACAUUCUUUCUUUUUGUGCCAAAUGACUUGCAUUUGCAAAGAGCUCAAUUGCUCUGAGCUCAGCCAAGUAGGAGAGGCUAGGCCAUCACUCUUGGGAAGCUGUGUAGUGAUGAUGUAUAAGAAUCCUCCUCACUGUCAUGGGAUGUUGUAUCCAGCCCCUCCUUGUUCCAGCCGGUGGUGUGACUUCGUUGGUUGAGGUGUGUCUCCAACCUACAUCAGACAAUGAAGUUCAACCCCUCCAGGGAAGCUCCUGAUUUCCCCUGCAUAAUUGAAAAUAGGAUAUUUCUCAGCUACUGAACAGUUACUAAUUUAUGGGGUGGAAACAGCAUUAAGAAUACUGAAUCAAAUGGAAAAACAAAUGAAUACAGGAAGAUAAGUGUUCGUUCUUUUCUGAAAAAGAGUAUGUGUACCACAAGAGCUGGUUUUAAUUGGGUGAAUUGUUUUUGUCCUCAUUCUGUACAGAAAUUUGUAUAUAUGAUGGUUCUUAGAACUUGUUUUAAUUUUUGUGGUCCUUCUGUUUAUUAUAAUAGGCAUCCACCAAUGAUUAUCCAUAUGUGUUCUUAAUUUUUAACUGCUGGAAGUGUUAAAACACACACACACACCCACAUUUUUUUUUUCAGAACUCCAAAGUCCUGAAAAUUUUGGUGGACAAUGAUUUUUAAAAAACUAACUUUGUAUAACCUAAUAUUUGUAUUCUCUCAUCUAUAUUUUUUUAUUCACUAUAGUCAUGAUACUCUUCUAAUAGACUCAAAAGUUAAUCAUUGACAACGAAAAAUAAAAUGUUAUUUUAAAAGA